Molecule: messenger RNA, 1643 nt
Organism: Tuber melanosporum (Perigord truffle)
Lineage: Eukaryota; Fungi; Ascomycota; Pezizomycetes; Pezizales; Tuberaceae
Exons: 6
Coding region: 1-1539 (512 amino acids)
Biological process (GO): fatty acid metabolic process
Molecular function (GO): medium-chain fatty acid-CoA ligase activity
Source: RefSeq, a predicted model, not a curated record
AUGGCGACCCUACAAUCCAGCAUUUCAAGCACUUCUUGCUCGCCCGCCAUAAUAAUUCCCUCCACCUCGCUUACAAUCUCCUACCCGACGCUACAGAGUCUUAUAUCCAAUUUCCAAAAGAACCUCGCUGCAAUCGGGAUCACGCCCCAAUCACCCGUGUCAAUUACACUCCCGAACAAUCUUGAGUUCAUAGUUUCCUUCUUGGCGACGGCUGCACAAAGGGGCAUUGCGGCACCAUUGAACCCCGCGUAUAAACAAGGUGAAUUUGAGUUCUUUAUUGGCGACGUCAAGAGUAAGCUUGUUGUUGUUCCGAGGGGAGCGGUGAGUGCGGGUGCUCCGGCGGUUUUGGCAGCCAGGAAAUUUGGGGUUGCAGUUACCGAGGUUUGGUGGGAUGAUCAGAGAGGUGAGGUUUGCUUGGAGCUUUUGGAGAAAGGUGGGCUGGAGGAUGGGGUCAAGGUUGAGGGGGCGGAACCUGAAGAUGUCGCGUUAGUUCUACACACUAGCGGGACUACGGGACGGCCCAAAGCUGUGCCUUUGACACAUAAAAAUUUGGCUAGGACUAUGGGCAACAUUGUGCAAACAUACAAGCUUACCCGGGAGGAUAAAACCUAUUUGGUUAUGCCUUUAUUCCACGUGCAUGGCCUUUUAGCAGGUUUCCUCGCCCCUCUCCAGUCCGGAGGGACUGUAAUCGUUCCAGUCAAGUUCUCUGCCAACGACUUCUGGAAGGAUUUUAUCAAGUUCAGGGCCAAUUGGUACACAGCUGUUCCCACAAUCCAUCAAAUCCUGCUCAGGAGCCCUUUUCCAGCUCGAAUUCCCCCAAUCCGUUUCAUCAGGUCCUGCUCUUCGCCACUUUCGCCCACAACCUUCUACGCCCUUGAAGAGACUUUCAAAGCACCCGUUCUCGAAGCGUAUGCCAUGACCGAAGCUGCUCAUCAGAUGACCUCAAAUCCCCUCCCUCCGGCCAAACGCAAACCAGGGACCGUUGGCCUCGGCCAAGGAGUCGAAGUCGCGAUUCUAGAUGCAGACGACAAUGAGGUUCCUCAAGGCAAAGAAGGCGAGAUCUCCAUCAGAGGCGUCAAUGUAACCAAAGGAUAUAUAAACAACGAAAAGGCCAACGCAGAAUCAUUUACUCCCAGAGGCUUCUUUAGAACUGGAGAUCAGGGUAGGAAGGACAAAGACGGGUAUGUGAUCAUCACAGGGAGGAUUAAAGAAUUGAUCAACCGCGGUGGCGAGAAGAUUAGUCCCAUUGAGGUCGACAACACCAUCAGCUCUCACCCAGCGGUCGGCGAAGCUGUAAGCUUCGCUAUUGACAGCGAGAUGUAUGGACAGGAGGUUGGGGCCGCGGUGGUGCUCAAGGGUGGAAGGAAGGUUACGGAAGGAGAAUUAAAAAAGUAUGUCGGAGAGAAGUUGAGCACGUUUAAGGUUCCAACCAGGAUCUGGUUUACCGAGCAUAUGCCUAAAACUGCGACAGGGAAGAUACAAAGGAGGAUUGUGGCUGAAACUAUGCUGAAGGGGGAUAAACCAAAGGCGAAGUUGUAGACUUGUACAUAAGUUAUUACAGCGAGCGUGGUAUGAUUCUGUUUUUUAUUCACUAAGUCGUGCUUCAGUGCUUUGGUAGAACUGGGAAUAUAAUAAUUUACAUA